This is a messenger RNA of Salvelinus sp. IW2-2015, 2578 nucleotides long. RefSeq names its product inactive ubiquitin carboxyl-terminal hydrolase 53-like. The record is from RefSeq and is a predicted model, not a curated record. NCBI's taxonomy places the organism in Eukaryota, Metazoa, Chordata, Actinopteri, Salmoniformes, Salmonidae.
GGUCAGCUUCACCCAAACAGGUGCGAUUCAAAACCUGAUGCGGUACACUCCCCUUUGCAUCAAGACAAACAUCAACUGACAUCUCAGGGAAAGAACUGUGACCAUCAAGUUCCACAUCUCCUGAAAAGUAGUCCAAGUUCAAGACGAAAAUGUAGAUACAGCCCCGGUAGUUCUAAGAAAGGAGCUGGUCCAGAGAGGGAUGCUAGCUCCUCAGACAACAGGAGCAGUCACAUGAUGGAAUCACCAGAGAUGAGUAACAACAACAGAGGUGGUCACCAUGGCGAUAGCCCCGCCCUGCGGCGCUUGGGUAAACCCAGCAGCUCGGAGUGGAACAGCUCCGACAACCUGUCUGGGAAUCUCUCGGAACCAGAGGACAGUGCCUACCGCUCCAGCAACAUCAAGCCCCUUCUGUCCGAGUCUCCCUGCCCCUGUCCCCCCCACCACCUGGCCUUCCACCAACCCCCCCAUAUCGAACUAGAAGAGCCCUCAUCUCAACAUCAYCCCMCCARGCCYCCAKUGCCUCACCCRAAAGCCGCCCAGCYAYCRUCCCCUCACCAGGGGGAUGUUGGCCGCCAUUGCUUCCGUCCCAGGCUACUCCAAGAGCCCUCCCAGACCAGCCCCCGGCCCAGCGUACGGCCCGCCCCGGCCUCACAUACCCCCAGCCCCAACCAGAGGUCGGAAUCCAAUGGCCCUCUGCAGAGGCCCUCGUCGGGUGCCAGCUCCAAGUCGGGCUCGGACCCAGAYAGGAGCAACCCGUCGUCGYGCGAAAGRGAGGAGAGGCUSCCCAUCUGCAGGCCACCUGGACCCGAGUCAGCGGUAGCCCAAGGGGUUUCCCUCACCACGUACUUCAGCGUGGACAAUUGCAUGACAGACACGUACAGACUUAAGUACCAUCACCAGCGACCCCUCUUACUCUCAGCUAUCGUGCCCAAAGCACCAACUGAGCCCCGAGAACACCCCAGCCACCACCUGCACCCCGCAAACACACACUCCAUGCUAGACCCACCCAAAACCCGGCCUGAUGCAGGCCAUAACAGCAAUAAGCCCACUGCAAAAUGGAACCCAGUGACAGCCAAAGGACUGGACGAGCGUGGCUAUUUGUGAUGGUAUUACCUGGUCUGAUGUCCAUGGAAAAUAAUCUAUUGAACUGGAUGCCAAAGAGUCUGCUGACUGGAAAAGUGUUGCUCCUAGAACUUCAAUUGAAAUCAGUGUCAAAUGCCAAAUCACUGAUGCACUGUGGGUUACAUAAGUACUUAUAUGUAUUUUGAAGGAAGAUACAGUUUGAUAGUCCAUUGUCAGAGAGAAAAAUGUUUAUGUAUGUUGAUAGAUGAGUUGGAAGUUGGAAAGGGCAGCCCAAGGCAUAACACAGUCAAAUAUAAUGAUAACCUGUUGAAUAUACACUUGCUACAGUGUGACAUUGACCUCUGGGAUCAAGAGGUGUACCUUUUGGUUUAAGAUAAUGUGCAUCCCUGAUCGUGUGGCCAACACAAAUUUUAUUUCCGAAUAUGAGCACCAAAUUCAGCAAUCUCAGAAUACAAACACUAACAUUGUGUUUGCAUACUUGUUAUCCUGCUGAAUAGACAACUGUUACAAUGUUAGCCAACCUGCAUGAGGACUUAUAAAGAGGUAACAAUAGUGAUGUYUACAGUAUGAGCAUGCGCAUGGCAUACUUUACAUUUGUAUCCAACCGACAUCCAAAUUCCAAUUGGUUUAUGUUAUUGGGUCUACUUAAAUUAUAUCUUCACUUUUUUUGGGACCUGCCUCAAUUUUUCCACGUACAGUACCGUGCAAGUACUUUAUAGGCCAGGAGAGACAUCKGAUUUAUUUCAACCACUGCUAACUUGAUCAACUUUAGCCACUGCUAACCAAAAAGUAAAAGGAAUGAUAGGGGAAAGCUCACUAUGUUCAGAAUUUGUUGCAAAAUCACCUCUAAGUAACUUCAAUCAAUCAAAUAUAUUUAUAAAGCCCUUUUAACAUCAGCAGAUGUCAAAAKGUGUAUAUACAGAAACCCAGCCUAAACCCCCAAAAGCAAGCAAUGCUGAUGUAAAAGCAUGAACCUAGGAAGAAACAUAGAGAAGAACCAGGCUUUGAGGGGUGGCCAGUGCUCUUCUGACUGUACCGGGUGGAGAUUAWAAGAAUACAUGGCCGUUAAGGCCAGAUCGUUCUUCAAGAUGUUAAAACGUUCAUAGAUUACCAGCAGGGUUAAAUAUUAAUCACAGUGGUUAUAGAGGAUGCAACAGGUCAGCACCUCAGGAAUAAAUGUCAGUUGGCUUUUCAUGCUCGAGCAUUCACAGGUCGAGACAGGUCGAGAGGGUUGAAAGAGCAGGUUCGCUAAACAGGUCAGGGUUCCAGGCAGAACAGCAGAAACUGGAUCAGCAGCACAACCAGGUGGACUGGGGACGGGGACAGCCAGGAGUCGCCAGGCCAGUUAGUUGUGAGGCAUGGUCCUAGGGCUCAGGUUCUCCGGGAGGGGAGAAAGCAAAGAGAGAUUGGAGAAUUAAAGGGAGCAUACUUAAGAUCACACAGGACACCAGAUAAGACAGGAGAAUUACACUAGAUAGGACAGACUGACCCUAGC